AUGAAUCCAUUGACAAUCAAUCAAUUAACAGCUCUCCUCUGGAAAAAUUUUACAUUAAAGAGGAGACAGAUAUUUAGUUCAGUUACAGAAGUCUUGGCAGCACUGUUAUUUGUAAUAAUGAUGUUGGUUUUCCGUGCACUCACUGAUAUAACUAUUAUUGGACCACAUAAUUUCACUCCUCAACCCGUUGCCACCAUGCCUGCUUUCAUCAAAGAUGCCAGGGAGUGGGAAUUGAUUUACAUACCCUCUGACAUUGAUGUGGUAAAAGAAAUAAUUGAGGAUGUAAAGAGGAAUCUCAACACUACUAUAAAAGUUCGAGGGUUUCCUUCAGAAUAUGAGUUUGAGAAUUACGUUCUGUUUGAUUAUUCGUCUCAGAGAGUGCUGGCUGCCGUUGUUUUUGACUGUGGCUUUAAAAGCAAAACUGAUCCUCUGCCACUUCAGGUAAAAUAUCACUUGCGUUUUGUUGGAGUACAAAGGACCAUCUGGUGGCCGGACAAGAUAGGCUGGAAAACAAGACUUCUUUUUCCUCUUCGUCCUUCUCUACAACCCAGGAACCCAAAUUUUUUUGAUGGAGGAAGUCCCGGAUAUAUCAAGGAAGGAUUCCUGGCAGUACAGCAUGCCUUGGAUAAGAGUAUCAUGUUAUAUCAUGAAAACGAUGCUGGGAAAAAGAUGUUUGAUGAAAUCGAUGUUCUUGUGCAGAGAUUCCCAUACCCAAGUCAUCCUCAGGACAAAUUACUUUGGAUUGCCAGUCCUUUCAUUCCUCUGAUGUUCAUCCUCAUGUUCUCUUCCAUUGUGCUUUCCAUCAUGCGAGCCAUUGUGUUUGAAAAGGAAAAAAGAUUAAAGGAGUACCAGCUCAUAAUGGGGCUUAAAAAUUGGAUCAUCUGGGUUGGCUAUUUCUUCACAUUCUUCCCCUUAUAUGUCAUCAUUAUCUUUUUGAUAUGUGCAUUACUGUUUAUUAUACAGGAGCCAAUCUUGCGCUACAGUGACUGUAGUUUCAUCUUUGUCUUUCUUACAUGUUAUGCCAUUGCGUCCAUAUGCUUUGCCUUUAUGGUUAGCACGCUCUUCAAUAAAACUCAUUUGGCUGCUUCUGCUGGAAACCUCCUAUUUUUUGCCAGUUUCUUUCCCUAUCACUUCAUCUCUGAACACUAUGGAAAAUUGAAUCUUACUACCAAGGUGACUUCCUGUCUGAGCGCAAAUGUUGCAUUGGCCUUGGGGAUUAAUAUUUUAAUCAAGUUGGAAAUACAAGAGAUUGGUGCUAAGUGGCAUAACCUUUGGACACCAGCCAAUCUUGAGGAUAACCUCAUCUUUGGCUAUAUGUUUGGAAUGCUUUUGUUUGAUGCUUUCUUAUACAGCCUUGUUACCUGGUAUGUAGAAACCGUGUUUCCUGGACAGUGUGGUGUGCCUCAACCAUGGUACUUUUUUCUUAUGCGCUCAUACUGGUUUGGCAAACCAAAUCUUAGAAAGACUUUUGGAGAGGCGAAGUGCUUCCCCAUAACACACGUCUGUUUUGAGACUGAACCUACCAACCUGGUGGCAGGCAUCCAGAUCAGACAUUUGCACAAGGAAUUUAAAAACAAACCUGCAAUACACAACUUAUCAUUGAAUGUGUAUGAGGGGCAGGUCACUGUUCUUCUUGGACACAAUGGGGCAGGAAAGACCACAAUCUUGUCUGUUCUCACAGGUGUUUUUCCUGCUACCAGAGGAAAUGCCUAUAUUAAUGGGUAUAGUAUUUCAGAAAACAUGAUUGAAAUUAGAAAGAACUUGGGCUUCUGCCCUCAGCACGACAUGUUGUUUGAUGAACUGACACUAUCGGAACACCUUUUUUUCUACAGUAUGGUAAAAGGAGUACCUCACAACAUAAACUGUGUGGACAUUAAACGUAUGCUGUCUAUGUUUAAACUGGAAGAAAAUUACCAUACAGUAUCAGGUUCCGUGAGUGGAGGAGUGAGGCGCAAACUCUCCAUCAUUAUAGCACUUAUAGGGGGCUCCAAGGUAGUGAUGCUUGAUGAACCAUCAUCUGGCAUGGACCCAGCGUCAAGAAGAACCACCUGGGAUAUCCUUCAGCAUUAUAAACGUGAUCGGACCAUUUUACUCACCACCCACUACAUGGAUGAAGCUGACAUCCUGGGUGACCGCAUUGCCAUCAUGGUCAGGGGGACCUUGCACUGCUGUGGCUCUUCAGUAUUCCUGAAACAAAUAUAUGGUGCUGGCUAUCAUAUAGUCGUGGAGAAGGAGCCAUAUUGUGAUGUUAACAAUAUCUUUGCAGUUAUUCGGCAUCAUGUUCCAGGUGCUGUAUUGGAAAAUAAUUUAGAAAAUGAAUUAUCCUUUAUCCUACCCAAAAAGUAUGUAUCAAGAUUUAAGUCUUUGUUUACUGAGUUGGAACUAAGACAGAAAGCACUGGGCAUUGCCAACUUUGGAGCUUCAAUCACUACAAUGGAGGAGGUUUUCCUCAAGGUCAAUAAGUUGGCAACUCCCCAAAGUAAUGUUCAGUCUAUCAAAUCCUAUUACACAACAUAUAGAAAUAUGAUUGAAGAUGAAAAACAGAAUGGGAAUAUGCUCACAAAUUAUAACAGACCUAGAUUUUCCUGUUUGGGUGGAAUUACUUCUAUUAAAUUUAAAACUGGGUUUCCACUUUACCGCCAACAAUUUUAUUCCAUGUUUAUAAAAAGAGCACUGUUCAUUUGCCGCAACUGGAAGUUGAUGUUGCUACAGAUAAUAGUAAUUUUGGUUGUCACUACAUAUCUCUUAUUAGCUCUGAAUUUUGAUGAUGACGCUGCUGCUGAUAUACCUGAAAGGGAAUUAAAUUUGAGUCACUAUGGUAAAACCAUUGUUCCUUACUCAGUUUCAAAGAAAUCUGAUUUGGCUCUGAAAUUCACAAAAAACCUGAAGAUUUUUCUAAACUCAAAGAAUCAAAACUUUAAAAAAAUAAAAGGUGAUGUAAAUGAUUACAUAUUGGAAAAUAAAAACUGCCGUAGCUUCUGCAUUGUUGCAUUUUCUAUUGAUGUUGAGAAAAACAAAACAGUACUCACGAUUUUCUUCAAUAAUGAGGCAUACCACUCAUCUGCAAUAUCCCUAGCAAUAUUAGACAACAUUCUUUUUAUGAUACUUUCUGGUCCUGAUGCUUCUAUCACUGUCUUCAAUAAGCCUCAACCUCGCCCUCAUUUUGGUUCAAACACGGUGCCCAUAAAUGGACUGCAAAUAGUACAGUGUUUGGCUUUUGGCAUUUCUGUGGUGGUUGGGACUUUUAGUCUCCAGACAGUGACUGAGAGAGUCAGUCAAGCCAAGCACAUCCAGUUUCUGAGUGGGGUCUACGUGCUUGCUUACUGGCUCUCUGCCUUGUUGUGUGACCUCAUCUUCUUCCUCAUUCACUGCUGUGUACUGCUGGGCAUAUUCAGAUUCUGCCAAGUGUAUGCAUUUGUUGUGCACUACAACUUUCUGGACACGAUGCUGAUUUUCAUGCUGUACGGCUGGAGUGUUGUUCCUCUCACAUAUCUCGGAAGCUUCCUUUUCAGUAGCACGACUACCGCCUACAUCAAAACUACGCUCUUCAAUUACUUUUCAACCAUAUUCAGUAUCAUCAUUUACACUAUAUUGCAGUUUUAUGGUAAUGACUUUCCCAAGUUGAUCAACAGCCUCAUAAGUACAGUGUUAAUGGUACUGCCUAGUUACAACAUGGCAUUGAGUAUCAGCAAGUAUUUUGAUGACUAUGAGGUGAAAAGACUGUGUAGUAGGGAAUUCCGAAGCAUUUAUAUGGAUUGCAGUGAGUCAUAUACGCAGAACAAUGUGUAUGGCUUUGGAGAGCGCGGGAUUGGGAAGUUUCUGGUCACUCUGGCUACCAUGGGUUUAGUUUUUCUCCUCCUGCUUUUCUCCCUGGAUACUGUUUCCUGGAGCCUGAAGAACUUUGUCUUUCGUAAACUUAUUUUUUAUUUGUACAGUACUUUCAGGAAAGGCAAGAGAGUUUUAUUGUCUAAACAGGGCACCAAAGAAGAUGAAGAUGAAGACAUAAGGAAGGAAAGAAGAAAAGUCUUCACACUGCUGCUCCGUUUACAGACUACCCCACUGGUCCUUCAUGAAGUUACAAAGAUUUAUUUUAAGUGUCCUGUUGUCAAGGCUGUGAGAAACAUCUCCCUUGUAGUCCGGAAGUCAGAGUGCUUUGGAUUGCUUGGAUUAAAUGGAGCCGGAAAAACUACUACAUUCAAAAUGCUGACUGGAGACGAGACUAUCACCUCUGGAAUUGCAUGGAUUGAUGGCAAUAGUGUCACUGAAAAUCUAAGAAAGAUUAGGUCAAGAAUUGGUUACUGUCCUCAGACUGAAUCCGUGCUGAACCACAUGACAGGCCGGGAGUUGCUGACCAUGUAUGCUAGCCUGUGGGGUGUCCCAGAGCAAGACAUUAAUGAGUAUGUGGAAGCCUUUCUGCUCUCAGUACACCUGGAACCCGUCGCGGACCAGUUUAUCCACACAUACAGCGCCGGAAGCAAACGUAGGCUAAGCACAGCUAUUGCCCUAAUGGGAAAGUCUUCAGUUGUCUUCCUGGAUGAGCCAUCUACUGGCAUGGACCCAGUAGCUCAGCAUCUGCUCUGGGACACAGUUACGUGGAUCUGUAAGACUGGUAAAGCUAUCAUCAUAACUUCCCACAGAAUGGAAGAGUGUGAGGCUCUGUGUUCUAGGCUGGCCAUCAUGGUGAAAGGGAGGUUUACAUGCCUGGGCAGCCCCCAGCAUGUCAGAAAGAGGUUUGGUCAUGUAUACACUCUAACAGUAAAGAUCAACAUUGCUAAGGAUGAAGAUAAAGUGUCAGAGUUCAAAAAAUUCAUUAAAUCAACUUUCCCAGGUAACAUCAAAAACCAGGAAUUUCAAGGGAUUGUUGGCUACUAUAUUCCAAGCAAGGAAAUCUGCUGGGCAAAGGUGUUUGAAAUUUUGGAGAAAGCUAAAGUGCUUUUCAAUUUAGAAGACUAUUCUGUCAAACAAGUAACCCUGGAACAAAUCUUUUUGACCUUUGCUAAUACUGAUAAAACAAGAACUUUUCAGGAAAUGAAGCUGCUGUAGAUUGCAAUCCAGCCAGUGACCCUCUUUCUGCACCGAGUACAUAAAAGUCUUUUUAUACGCAUACGCAAAUAAAAACCCUAAGGAAGAUAGUUUGCAGUCUUUGAAAGUUCGGGUGAAUGACAGGUUAUCUGAACUGUAAAGAUUCACUUUGCCCUAUUUCUAAAUUUAAAAGUUAGCACUUUAUUCUCCUUCUGCCUUCCAAGCACAGCUCUGAAAGUCACUUCAAAUCCUAACUGUGACCUGAGCCAAACGCUUAGCUCUGACACUGACCAGCUUCUUUAUCUUGGGUCUUUCCUUAUUGUCUCUCAAUCUCAGAUUUUCUGUCUGUUAACCAAGAUUGAAACGUUCAGUCUUUAUGAGUUCAGAGGAUGGAGCAGGGUGGUUUAGAAAAAGCAC
Meriones unguiculatus (Mongolian gerbil) is the source of this 5439-nucleotide messenger RNA. Its product is annotated as phospholipid-transporting ATPase ABCA3-like. Lineage: Eukaryota; Metazoa; Chordata; Mammalia; Rodentia; Muridae. The record is from RefSeq and is a predicted model, not a curated record. Gene Ontology annotation, molecular function: lipid carrier activity; ATP hydrolysis activity; ATP binding. Gene Ontology annotation, biological process: lipid transport; transmembrane transport. The transcript has 30 exons. Gene Ontology annotation, cellular component: membrane; intracellular membrane-bounded organelle. The coding region runs from base 1 to 5043 and encodes 1680 amino acids.